GGCGCUGCUCGUAGGCCUGGGGCUCUGGGGUGUAGACGGGGGACGCGGGGGAGCGGGCGAAGGAGGGCGGCCUGUAGGCGGGCAGGCUGGACGCCGACAUGAGGGAAACGCGAGCGGCGAUGGGUGCAUUGGAGGAGUUGGUCAGCUUUUAGGGGAGAGAUGCCGCCCAAGUUGCGGUCCAUAUGGACUCCACUUCGGCAUUGAGUCAGAGCUUCCGGGCAACAUGUGCGUGUGCAGAGGCUAUCGUCCCUUCCUCCGCCAACCGUCCUCGUCCCCGUCCCCCACGCUCCCCCGCCUCGGCCUGCCUCUCCAGUCUGACCUGCCCUCGCUGUCGCCGUCGACGGCCUGCUCGAGCACAAAGUGGGCAGCAUGAUGUGAAAGCUGCGGCCACACGGCACCACAUCACGAUCGGACGCACCCCGCUACGCGCGCAGCGCACGCGAGAGAAUGAUUCUGGCUCAAACACGCCUCGGAGAUUCCACCCCGCGAGUGCGGAGUCCACAACGAGUCGUCCAUAUGCUGGACCGCCGGCUGACCGCGUGCCCCGGCGCACCAUCCGUUCUCCCUCUCUUCCUCGACCAAACUGCCGCCGCUUGCCCUUCUCAGCCACGCACGAUCGCCACAUCCGCCACUCUCCGCCUCGCCACCCUCUCCCACCGCCCGCCAUUCGCGCGCAAACGUUCCUCGCUCGUUCGCCAUCCACGCUCACGCUCUGCUCUUAUUUUUGCCUCUUCUUCUGCGUUCGCUGCACCCAGCUGGAUACGUCUCCAGUGCCUCGGCCCUCUCGUAACGGUGGCUGGAUUCUCCGAGGUACAUACGGCUGUUCUCUCAGUACAUGAGGCACAUCUACGCACAGCGAGCAGAUGCUUCCGUCUGUAAUAAUAUACACGUGUCGAUGAGAACGUCCCCCACGCCCGGGCGAAGCCAAUCCAAGAACAAAAGGAGCUCAGGCUCGUCGAGGCUCCUCAUUCUGACCAUCCUCCCUCAGGCUACGGGCACAGCGGCGGAGCACCCAUACGACUCCGUGGUCAGUCGCACCGCUAUCGUCUCACACAGUGGCAUCCAGCGGCUCCGUGAUACUUCCGGCGGCUUGAUAGAGACCACGAUGCUGUCCUGCACGAGCACCCAACGUCAGCGGACUGCCGCUCGCGCGCGAGAGCAUGCGGACAGUAUCCCGCAGCUCCUCUUUGCUAUCGUCCCACUCACCGAUACUCUCAGCCCACUCGCCACGAACCCACCCGAGGCGAUGUCUGCGUUGACCGUGAUGGUCCCCGCCCAGGUUAUCGACCU
Messenger RNA from Fomitopsis serialis, 1290 nucleotides. RefSeq lists its product as uncharacterized. The record is from RefSeq and is a predicted model, not a curated record. Lineage: Eukaryota; Fungi; Basidiomycota; Agaricomycetes; Polyporales; Fomitopsidaceae. The transcript has a single exon. The coding region runs from base 183 to 839 and encodes 218 amino acids.